CUGAAAACUGCUUGCCUUUCUCCUUCCACUGUCUCUAACAGGCGAGUCUCUCUCUCUACAAAUUAUCUUGACUAAUCCAAUCCAAGAAAGAUUUUUUCCUGAUGAACCUCGUAUCUCCCUUCAUGGGUUUGUGUUUUGUUUCUGGUUCUAUUUUCCUUGAUUGCUCACAACCUGCUCGACGAAAUUCCUGAAUAGAAACACUAAUCUUUUUUUCUUCUCUUUCCGACGGAGCUUUCUAUAGAUUUUUUUCAGUUAUUUAUGUGUAUUUUGUUGGUUUGUCAUCUGAUAUUUGAACAUUUAUUUCAGUAGAAAUCUUUGAGGGAUUCCAAUGGCAGAAGUGAGUCUAGGUAUGCUUAUAGACAUUGUGGAUGAGGAGUGGAUGAGAGACACUUUCCCUGAUGCCAAAGUUGUGUUUGGAUCUGACUCGCUUUUUGGGAAGUUUCUUACUCUGCCUCAUAUAGGCUCUGGUGGAAGGCUUUUGCCACCACCUCUUAGCAUGUUGCAGGAAGAAAGGCUGAGAAACAUUAAACGAAGAAUAUAAAUACCCUUUGAUGGAUCUCGAAUGAAGCAUCAAGAUGCACUUAGACAACUAUGGGGGUUAGCUUAUCCACAGAGGGAGC
This is a messenger RNA of Eruca vesicaria subsp. sativa (arugula), 620 nucleotides long. The record is from the annotation of a GenBank genome assembly. Lineage: Eukaryota; Viridiplantae; Streptophyta; Magnoliopsida; Brassicales; Brassicaceae.